Phycodurus eques (leafy seadragon) is the source of this 3902-nucleotide messenger RNA. Its product is annotated as syndecan-3-like. Gene Ontology annotation, biological process: cell migration. The record is from RefSeq and is a predicted model, not a curated record. The transcript is spliced from 5 exons. Lineage: Eukaryota; Metazoa; Chordata; Actinopteri; Syngnathiformes; Syngnathidae. Gene Ontology annotation, cellular component: membrane; cell surface. The coding region runs from base 358 to 1611 and encodes 417 amino acids.
UGCCUUGUGAGCGGCGAAGGGGGGGAGGAGAGAGAGAGAGAGAGAGAGAGAGAGAGAGAGAGAGAGAGAGAGAGAGAGAGAGAGAAAGAGAAAGACAGCCGGAGGGCGGCGAGACCAGCCAGUAAAUCUAUCCGGGGCGAAGGGAGACAGAGGCGGCCUGGAACUAGCGAGGAGGUGGGAGACCUUCUCCUUCUCCUUCUUCUUCUUCUUCGUCUUCUUCUUCUUCCUCCUCUUUGUGCGCGCGCGCGCGUGGAUUUUAAAACCCCCCGGGGGCCGCGGCGCGCUCUGGAAGUUCGGACCCCGGACGGCUCGGACGCCCCAACCGGGAGGCUGCGGCCGCGCACCCCGCUACCGAGCAUGAGGCUGCUGCUGCCGGGCUCGCUGCUGCUGCUGGCCGCUCACGUCGCCGCGGGACAGACGUGGUCGCCCGUCGAUGACGAAGGCUCCACGGCCGACGACUUCUAUGACGAUGAGGACCUCUACUCGGGAUCCGGCUCUGGAUUUCCCGACAUCAGCGUGAGGCCGACGUCGGCGUCCGUGUCCUUCGCCACGGAGGAUCCCGUCCCGCUGUCCACCACGCAGGCCACCGGCCCCGCCCCGUCCGCCGCGCCCGCGGCCGAGCCCUCCGCCGACCCGGACCCCGCCGGUUCCGCCACCGCCGCCGCCGCCGUCGCCACCUCCGCCGUGCCCGCCGGCACUCUCCUACCCACGGAAACGGACGGCGAGAGCGGCGCAUUCUGGGAAUCGGAGUCGGAGAAGGAGAAGCUGCUGGAGCGCGAGCGGGAACGGGAACGGGAGCGGGAACGGGAACGGGAGCGCGAGCGGGUCCGAGAGAUGGAGCGCCAACAGGAGCGUGAGCGAGAGAGAGAACAGGAGCGCGAACGAGAACGGCAACGAGAGCGGGAGAGGGAGCGCGAGCUGGAGCGCUUACGGGCCGCCGCCGCCGCCGCCCGAACCACCGCCGCCCCCAAAUCCUCAGCCCCCGUCGCCGUCGUGACAACAGCGACGCCUGCUGAAGAAGAAGAAGAGGACGUGUACCUGUCGCCUGAGCCCACGGCGCUCUACCCGGGUUCGGACGCCGGCGCCACCACGAGGGAGGACGCCUCCACCGCGACCGCGACCGCCUCGCCCGCCGCCACCCCGGCCGCCACCCUCAAGACCGGGUUCCCCGUCGGGCCGCGGGUUCCCGUGGCAGCGCCCACGGCGAGAAGCGCACGCCCGCCGCAGCCGACCACCACACAGGCACGCGCGGAGGAGGGCAACAACGAACUGGCCGCCGUGGGGCCCAGCGGCGACUUCGAGAUCCGCGAGGACCAGCGCAACGACUUGGGCCGGGGCCUGGCGCCGGAGGAUCCGGAUCUGCUCGGCAACACGGUGGACGGCGGCAGCUCGGCCGCGCAGCUCCCGCAGAAGAACAUCCUGGAAAGGAAGGAAGUCUUGAUAGCGGUCAUCGUCGGCAGCGUGGUGGGCGCCCUGUUCGCCGCCUUCCUUGUCAUGCUGCUGGUGUACCGCAUGAAGAAAAAGGAUGAGGGCAGCUACACGCUGGAGGAGCCCAAGCAGGCCACCGUCACCUACCAGAAGCCGGACAAGCAGGAGGAGUUUUACGCGUAACGCGCGGCCGCCACCAACACGCCAAACCUCCUCCUCUUCCUCUGCAUCGCUUUCCAUCCCCGCCCGCCCGCCCGCCCGCCCCCCUUCCUCUCGGCUGCCAACCACGAGAGCGCCUUUCUUUGCGAACUUGGAACUUUCUUUUCAAUGAAAGUGUAGAAAAAGGGGACGGAAAAAAAACAACAAAAGGAAAACAAAAUAUUCUUUGGGGGAAAAAAAUAACACGCGCAUACACGCAUUUUUUUUCAAUGUUGUUAUUAAUUUUCUCUUGUUCUGUAUGUGACGACGAUAUGAUUCUUUUGUAAGAAAAACAUCAAAACUAAACACUUUUGUGUGUGACGGCGUAUAAAAAAAAAAAAAAAGAAAAAAAAAAAAGAAAAAAAGGGUACCCUUCAGUUUUUAGCGAAAAAGCUCCAAGUAAGAGCAGACGAGGCAAGGUACGAAAAAUCCUCGCCCAAAACCAGACGAGAAUCUGAUUGGUUGCACAGAGCCCGAGGUCGAGAGGAAAGGUCUCGUCCGUCCGUGCCUUCCGUCCUUCCGCACGCACACACGCAUACACGCACACUCACAGGCGGCCGUGACCACUCGCUCUGUGCCCGGCCAAUCGGAACGCGGCGCGUCCGGCCCGCUCGUUGAUGUACAAAGACAAGUGACGGAUCGUCAUAAUCCUUCAUAUACCCGUCGAAGUUUUGGCCUGGAUGGUUGAACUAUUGUAAUAAUAAUGAUUAUAAUAACAAUGCUGUAUUGAUAAUAAUACUUAAACAAGAGGAUGUGUAUUUAGCUGUUUAGAACCAAAAAAAAGUUUAUAUGUAAAUAUCAGCGUUAUCCUUUUCUGAUAUCACUAAUCAUCCGCAUGUUUUGUUUUUAAUUUAUCUGUCAACACUUUAGAUGAGCUGUGCUCUCGUCACGCACGCGUGCACACGGACACAAACAACUUCCUGUCCCAAUAUUUUUUGUCGAUUUUCAUUUUCUAUCCCUUUUUUUUUGUCCAUUUUUACUUCCUGUCCCAAUAUUUUUUGUCGAUUUUCAUUUUCUAUCCCUUUUUUUUUGUCCAUUUUUACUUCCUGUCCCAAUGUUUUUCUUCAUUUUCAUUUCCUGUCCAAACAUUUUUGUCCAUUUCCACUUCCUGUUGGCAAUAUUUUUGCUCCAUUUUUACAUUGCACCCCGAUGAUUGUCCCAUGUUUUUUGUUUGUUUGUUUUUUUGCUUCAUGUAGGCUCGAUGGCAGUGUGUCCCAAUACUUGUGUCCAUUUUCAACUUCCUCUCCCAAUAUUUGACACACGCACGCACACACACAGACGCGCACGCGCGCGCAACGCAAUACUGUCAAUCACACGGUCGCGGCUCGGCAUCAGCCCGGUUCUCAUCGAUUCGUUUUAGCCAUCAGUCGCUGCUCGGUUUUGCGUCGGUUUGCGCCCGUGCCGCCCUUACCGCCAUGUUUGCAUGACUUUCAUUUACCUGCCUGUAGAGGAGGGGGGGGGGGGGUCGGGUUUGGCUUUAGGAGUUGGGGCGGGGGGGGGGGGCUUCUAUCUACGAGAUUGUAACCACGCCAGUGCGACUGGGUUAGUAGCUUCUUAUACUCAGUACUGUAGAUAAAAACAAAAACAACAACAAAAAAAACAUGCAUGGGAGUCAAAACUAUAUUCGUGUGCGUGUGUGCGCGUAUGUGAGCGAGUGUGCGUGUGUUUGUGUGAGUGAGAGAGGUGGUCAACCGUGUGUUAACCUCCGCCCGCAGUUCACACACCCUUCCACAGAGAGGUAACUCACCUCGUUCACUUGUGUGUGCGUGUGUGAACAGCUCAUCUGAAAACACCGCAUGCAAGUGUGUGCCACAGAAAUGUUUGUGAGGGAGCAAGAGAAAGGUGUGUGCGAGUGUAUACGUGUGUGUCUGCUUGCUCACUACUGAAUGUCUCACGCGCACACACACGUAUGCCGAGUGUGUCCCUCCACACGCUGCUUCUGCGCAGGCAGGAAUGAUCUUAACACGUGUUGUCUUUUCUAAAGUGACUAUGUGUGUGUGUGUGUGUGUAGCCAAAUAAUAGGACAAAUGUGUGUGUGAGUGUGUGAGGCGACACGACUCGUACGUUUGCUGUUCUCAUUCCUGUUUUUUAUACAUUUGCAUUUUUUAAAGGCUGAGUUCUUUGAGUUGUUGGCCGCGUGAGUGUGCGAGGAGGCCCACCCUCCGCGUCACUGUCGCCCUGUCACUAAUCUGCCUCUCUGUUCCAAAUAAAAAGACCUGAUUGGCUAAAAAAAAAAAGAAAAAAAAAAGAAAAGAAAAAAAGCAUCUCUCUCGCUU